CCGGCCCCUCCUCGGCCGAGCGCCCUCAGCCUCCCCUCAGCCGCCGGUCGUGUCCCGCAGCCGCCCGCCCCGUCUCCGGCAGCAUGUUCAGCUGGGUCAGCAAGGAUGCCCGCCGCAAGAAGGAGCCGGAGCUCUUCCAGACGGUGGCCGAGGGGCUGCGGCAGCUGUACGCGCAGAAGCUGCUGCCCCUGGAGGAGCACUACCGCUUCCACGAGUUCCACUCGCCCGCGCUGGAGGACGCCGACUUCGACAACAAGCCCAUGGUGCUGCUCGUGGGCCAGUACAGCACGGGCAAGACCACCUUCAUCCGGCACCUGAUCGAGCAGGACUUCCCGGGGAUGCGCAUCGGGCCCGAGCCCACCACGGACUCCUUCAUCGCGGUCAUGCACGGCCCCACCGAGGGCGUGGUGCCGGGCAACGCGCUCGUCGUGGACCCGCGGCGCCCCUUCCGUAAGCUCAACGCCUUCGGCAACGCCUUCCUCAACAGGUUCAUGUGUGCCCAGCUGCCCAACCCAGUCCUGGACAGCAUCAGCAUCAUCGACACCCCCGGCAUCCUGUCGGGAGAGAAGCAGCGCAUCAGCAGAGGUUAUGACUUUGCGGCUGUUCUCGAGUGGUUCGCUGAGCGCGUGGACCGCAUCAUCCUGCUGUUCGAUGCCCACAAGCUGGACAUCUCAGAUGAGUUCUCAGAGGUCAUUAAGGCCCUCAAGAACCACGAGGACAAGAUCCGUGUGGUGCUGAACAAGGCUGACCAGAUUGAGACCCAGCAGCUGAUGCGGGUGUAUGGGGCCCUCAUGUGGUCCCUGGGGAAGAUCAUCAACACCCCCGAGGUGGUCCGGGUCUACAUCGGCUCCUUCUGGUCCCACCCACUGCUCAUCCCUGACAACCGGAAACUCUUUGAGGCUGAAGAGCAGGACCUCUUCAAAGACAUCCAGUCGCUCCCCCGAAAUGCUGCUCUGAGGAAGCUCAACGACUUGAUCAAGCGGGCGAGGCUGGCCAAGGUUCAUGCCUACAUCAUCAGCUCUCUGAAGAAGGAGAUGCCCAACGUCUUCGGUAAGGAGAGCAAAAAGAAAGAACUGGUGAACAACCUGGGCGAAAUCUACCAGAAGAUCGAGCGGGAGCACCAGAUCUCCCCCGGGGACUUCCCGAGCCUCCGCAAGAUGCAGGAACUCCUGCAGGCCCAGGACUUCAGCAAGUUCCAGGCCCUGAAGCCCAAGCUGCUGGACACCGUGGACGACAUGCUGGCCAACGACAUUGCCCGGCUGAUGGUGAUGGUGCGCCAGGAGGAGUCCCUGAUGCCCUCGCAGGCCGUGAAGGGCGGCGCCUUCGACGGCACCAUGAACGGGCCAUUCGGCCACGGCUAUGGCGAGGGGGCGGGCGAAGGGAUCGACGAUGUGGAGUGGGUGGUGGGCAAGGACAAGCCCACCUACGACGAGAUCUUCUACACCCUGUCGCCCGUCAACGGCAAGAUCACCGGCGCCAACGCCAAGAAGGAGAUGGUGAAGUCCAAGCUGCCUAACACGGUGCUGGGGAAGAUCUGGAAGCUGGCCGACGUGGACAAAGACGGUCUGCUGGAUGACGAGGAGUUUGCCCUGGCCAACCACCUCAUCAAGGUCAAGCUGGAGGGCCACGAGCUGCCCGCCGACCUGCCCCCCCACCUCAUCCCACCCUCCAAGCGGAGGCAUGAGUGACAGCCGUGCCCCAACCACCAGGGCUGCCCGCCACCUCCACGCCUGCCCGGGCGGGCCAGGGCCGGGGAGGCCGAGAUGGGGGGGGGAGGGAAAGGGUCACCAUUUUUUUCAAGGUCCAUAAAGACAAGAGCGGUGUUUCCUCAGCUCUCUAGUAGGAGAACCACCAUCUUUGUUUGAAAGGCUGCUCCGGGGCCCAGCGGGAGGCAGGGUGCUGCCCCCACGCGAAUGAUGGAAUUUUGUGCACAAAAAAAACGAUGGAUUAUUUUUAAUAUAUAACAUUAGAGGCAGUCUUCAUUCUUGCCUCGUCCUCUGUCCGACAGCCUCUCCUGUCCCAGCCUUUCCUCUGGCCUGGCCGGGCAUAUAGGGUGACAGGGACCCCAGAGCCAGCCAUGCUGGCUCACGCCCUGGCAGCUGCCGCACGGGCUGUGUAGACGGGCUGGGCUCCUUGUUCCCCAGCUGAGGCCACCUCCCGCAGCCAGCACGGCGGCUUUGUCCCACCUUCUCAGCCCCUUGUACUGGGGUGACACCAGUUUUGUGCCUCCACUUGUCCUAGCUCCCGGUACACAUGCACCCCACCCUUUUCCUCCCACACCCCCCAACUCCAACACCCUGCCCAGCGCAGCAGCCACAGGCACAAGAUCCAGCCACUGUUGUCCUUUUUGGGGAUACAGAAUAUCUUCCAGAAAAAAAUAUAUGCAUAUUAAUAUAUAUAUAUAUAUAUAUCUCACAUAAGCUAGGUCUUGUUCUGUUAAGUGACACUUUUCAUACUUGACCGAAUUUUCCAGUAACUUCUAGACCACUUGUUCAAAAGCUGUGAUUUUUGUCUCCCUUUCCAUCUAGGGGGUGGGGGCCGCCGGCGCUGUUAGAUACAUGGACUCACAGGAAACUCACCCCCCUUGGCCUGGGUUUACUGGCUGGCCAAGGAGGGGCCCAAUUCCCGCCUGAAGGGUCUGAACUGGGCCCCUCACUUCACCCCCUUCCCUAUGGCCCCCUGGGCCCCUCCCUGCUGGGGUGGGGGUUCCCAGUGACUUGGGAGGUUUGGUGCUGGCAAGCAGCAGCCCACAGCUCUGGCCUGGACCUGGGGGUCCGGGCAGCAGGGACAGGGAAAACAUCCCCUUCCCUCUUGAUCCCCCCAUUUCCUUCCUUCCCCCUCCCCCUGCCGCACAGGCUGCCUGUGCAGGACCUGGGCGUCCUCAGGGCCUGCCCUCAGCCCCCAGACCAGCAAUAAGAAGCCAGAGCCAGCAAGCUGCCGGUCCCGCCACCUCCUCACCACGCCUCAGGACCCGGCGACCUGGACACACUGGCCGCCAGCAGUCGGCCGCUGGGGUGGGCAUCAUACAGACAGGUGCAGUGGCCCAGGCCACAGGAGCCACCCGGCCCACCCCCAGUGCUGCUGUACGCCUCGUUGGGGCUGAGUGCCUAGGCCUGGCCUGCUACCUCCCCGCCUGGCCCUCCAUCCUGAGUGGAGCUGGAGGAAGAUGGAGAAGACGGGCCGUGGAUUCACUGUGGAAGAUGCAGGCGUGGCGUUCCCUCCCCUGUGCGGGGCAGGUGACUAAAAUUGAGGAAGUGCUUGUAUUAAAGAGGUUUAAUUGUGCUGAA
Molecule: messenger RNA, 3287 nt
Organism: Dipodomys ordii (Ord's kangaroo rat)
Lineage: Eukaryota; Metazoa; Chordata; Mammalia; Rodentia; Heteromyidae
Gene: Ehd1
Product: EH-domain containing 1
Exons: 5
Coding region: 84-1688 (534 amino acids)
Biological process (GO): clathrin-dependent synaptic vesicle endocytosis; endosomal transport
Cellular component (GO): intracellular vesicle; presynaptic membrane; cytoplasm
Molecular function (GO): calcium ion binding; GTP binding; protein binding
Source: RefSeq, a predicted model, not a curated record